AUUCCUGAUAUAAGUUGUAGGAGAUUUGUGAUGCGAGUCAUUCAUUCAGUGAAAGAAAGCUCAUAGUCCCACUACUCUACUUGCAGUGCUACUACAAUACAAUCAUGGCAAAUGAUGGUACAGUGUCUGAAACAAAGUGUACCCAUGACGUAUUCCUUAGUUUUAGGAGAGAUGAUACCCAUCACACUUUUACUUGUAAACUCUAUGAUUCUUUGUGCCGGAAGGGAAUUAUCACCUUCAUGGACAAUGAGGAGCUCAAAGUUGGAGAUCAAAUUGGUCAUAAGCUUCUAAAAGCCAUUGAAGAAUCAAGGAUCUCGAUUGUUGUUUUGUCUGAAAAUUAUGCAGCCUCUUCAUGGUGCCUUGAUGAACUUGUGAAGAUCCACGAGUGUAUGAAGGCAAAAAACCUGCUCGUUUGGCCCAUCUUCUACAAAGUGGAUCCCUCAGAUGUGAGGCACCAGAAUGGAAGUUAUGGUGAGGCCAUGACUGAGCAUGAAACACGGUUUGGGAAAGACUCAGAGAAGGUGCACAAAUGGAGGUUAACCUUGACUGACAUGACCAACUUGAAAGGAGAACAUGUGCAAGAAGGGAGGGACGAAUCCAAGUUUAUCGAUGAUCUUGUUAGCAGGAUUUUCAUUAAGGUGUCUCCUAAAGAUUUAUCUAGGAAUGAGCAUAUAGUUGGAUGGGAGUAUCGAGUUGAAGAAUUAAAGUCACUUCUAGAACUUGAGUCUCAUAAUAUCACUAAUUGUCUGCUAGGGAUUCAUGGAACCGGUGGAAUUGGCAAAACCACACUUGUCAAAGCUUUGUAUGACUCCAUUUACAAACAAUUUCAGGGUUCGUGUUUUCUCUCCAACUUUAGAGAAAAUUCAAGUCAAAUUCAGGGCAUAAAACAUCUGCAAGAAGGGCAUCUAUCAGAGAUACUUGAGGGAAGCAAAAUCCUGUUGAAAAAUAUUGAAAAAGGAAUAGGAACAAUAACAAGUAGACUUCGUCUCAAAAGAGUUGUUAUAGUUGUCGAUGAUGUUGAUGACAUUGAAGAGUUAAAAAAGUUGGCUGAGGAACUUGAUCGGUUUGGUCCUGGGAGCAGGAUCAUCAUAACAACGAGAAAUAAAUAUUUGCUAGAUGUUGGUCAGGUCGAAAAAAAAUAUGAAGUGAAGAUGCUAAACGACCAAGAGUCUUUGGAGCUCUUUUGCCAGAGUGCCUUUAGAAAGAGUUGUCCUGAAACAAACUAUGAAGACCUGUCCAAUCGUGCAAUAAGGUGUUGCAAAGGCCUUCCAUUGGCCUUAAAAGUACUAGGUUCUCAUAUGGUUGGAAAAGAUUUGGGUGGAUGGAAGGAUGCAUUGGAUAGAUAUGGAAAGAGUCAACAUGAAGGUGUUCAAAAAGUUCUAAGAAUAAGCUAUGAUAGCUUGCCCUUCAAUGAGAAGAAUAUUUUUCUUGACAUUGCAUGCUUCUUCAACGGAUGGAAAUUGGAAUAUGUAAAAAGUGUACUGGAUGCAUGUGACUUCAGCUCAGGUGAUGGUAUUACAACAUUAGUUAAUAAAUCACUUUUAACUGUUGACAACGAGUGCUUGGGGAUGCAUGACCUAAUACAAGAAAUGGGUAGAGAGAUUGUUAAGGAGGAAGCAGGUGAUGUAGUUGGUGAAUGCAGCAGAUUAUGGCAUCAUGAAGAUGUUUUUCAAGUACUAGUUAAUGAUACUGGAAGUAGCAAAAUUCAGGGAAUAAUGCUUGAUCCCCCUCUAAGAGAAGAAAUUGAAUGUACUGAUAUUGUAUUUAAGAAGAUGAAGAAUCUUAGGAUUCUCAUUGUUCGCCAAACAAUAUUUUCAUGUGAGCCUUGUUAUCUCCCAAAUAACUUAAGGGUACUAGAAUGGACAGAGUACCCUUCACAGUCUUUCCCGUCAGAUUUUUAUCCCAGUAAACUUGUGAGGUUCAAUUUAUCUGGAAGCAAUCUACUCGUACUGGAAAAUCCAUUUCAGAGAUUUGAGCAUUUGACUUACAUGGAAAUCUCCCAUUGUCGUACGGUUGUUGAAUUUCCUGAUGUCUCUCGGGCCAAGAAUUUAAGAGAAUUAAGACUUGAUAGAUGCCAGAAACUGGUUAGCAUUCAUAAAUCAGUUGGACGUCUUGCUAACCUUGUUUUUCUAAGUGCUACACACUGCAAUCAACUCCAAAGUUUUGUUCCAACAAUCUAUUUGCCAUCUCUCGAAUACCUUUCCUUUGGCUAUUGCUCAAGACUCGCACACUUCCCAGAGAUUGAGAGAACAAUGGAUAAGCCAUUAAGGAUUCAAAUGUUAUAUACAGCUAUCCAGGAGCUUCCAGAAUCCAUUAAGAAACUUACUGGGCUUAACUAUCUUCACAUUGAAGGUUGUAAGGGACUCCAACAUUUACCAAGUAGCUUAUUUGUGUUGCCAAAUUUUGUCACAUUAAGAAUUGGAGGUUGUUAUCUACUUCGAGAGUCAUUUAGAAGGUUCGAAGGAAGCCAUUCAGCUUGCCCAAAACUAGAGACAUUACACUUCGGUAUGGCUGAUCUAUCAGACGAAGAUAUUCACGCGAUUAUUUACAAUUUUCCAAACUUGAAACACUUAGAUGUAUCGUUCAACCAUUUUGUGUCUCUCCCAGCACACAUUAAACAAUCUACUAAGUUGACAAGUCUUAACGUGAGUUAUUGUGAUAAGCUUCAAGAAAUUCCAGAACUUCCAUCAACUGUUCAGAAAGUAUAUGCAAGCGAAUGCAAAUCCUUAACUCCCGAAACAUCAAACAUCUUAUGGUCUCAGGUGCGUAAAGAGAUUAGGGGAUUAGAAGUGAGGAUGCCGAAAAGGGAGAUUCCAGAAUGGUUCGACUAUGUUAAUGAGGGAGGGUAUCCAGUUUUCAAGGCUCGUGGGAAGUUCCCUGCAGUUGCUUUAGCGUUUGUAUUCGGGGACGUGAAGGCCCUUCCUUUCCUCUCGUCGAUGGGAGUUCACUUGCACUUGUUCAUUGAGGGUGAACACAGACUGUGCGAUAGAUUCAUAGUGGUCAAGAAUCAAGCGUUGUUGUGUGACAUACGAGUUUUGUUCAGUUUCGAGAAGUGGGAGGAUGUAGGUGUUGGAAUUGGUAAUGAUUGGAAGACCAUACAGGUUUUCUGUGAAACAGGCUGCAACUCUCUACGUUCAUGGGGAGUUUAUGUGUACAGGCAUGAGACUAACAUGGAGGAUAUCCAAUUCUUGAGUCAACAUUCUAUUUCCUCUUUGGUGAGGAGUCUUCACGAAGAACGUAAGAAAUCAGACCAAAGUUUGAAAGGGCGAGAGAUGUUUCAUUUGCAAAUGAGAAAUAAUGAAGAGAUGUUUUAUUGCAUGCAUAAGCAAAGAAGGCGAGAGUUGCUGCUAAUCUCAGAAAAAACAUCAAGGAGGGCUAUGGCUCCAAGAGAGGGGGAAGGUAGUUCAGGGUUGAACAUCGAUGACAAGGAGGACAAGGAGGCUGAUUCAAUGUUGGAGUUGUUAGCAGAGAUUACAAGUGAUGAUGGAGAAGAGACUCAAGAAGCUGGUCCUUCAAGCGAACAACGAUAUGAAGGACUUCUGGAUGAACAUUCAAGAUCAGCAUGCAGGUCUGGAAAAAAGCUCAGAAGAUGUUGAGGAUGCUUAUGAUUUAAAUCUUAACAUUCCUCAACCUGACACUCACACUGCUGACCCCACUUGCUUAGCAAUAUUGUCAAUUUUAAAGAAAUUGCUCUGCUUCUGCCUAUUCUCACUUUUUGUCAAGUUCCCUCUCUAAGAUAUGUUAUCUGCUUCGCUACCUAUUCAGUUACCACAUCAUCUGUUACUUUAGUGAAAAUAUAAACCUAUAGAUGUCAUCAA
Molecule: messenger RNA, 3818 nt
Organism: Glycine soja
Lineage: Eukaryota; Viridiplantae; Streptophyta; Magnoliopsida; Fabales; Fabaceae
Product: TMV resistance protein N-like
Exons: 5
Coding region: 105-3596 (1163 amino acids)
Biological process (GO): defense response; signal transduction
Molecular function (GO): ADP binding
Source: RefSeq, a predicted model, not a curated record